CACACUUCGAGGUGCAGAGUGUGUGGAGCCCACAAAAUGGUGUAUGUUUGUAUAAUUGUGUGUAAGUAUAGUUUUUUGUAUUUCCAUGGGGGAGAGUGGAAUUCCUCCAUAAAACUAGAAUUCCUAGUAAAAAAACAUAUGAUUGCAGUAUCAUUAUUUGCGGUAUCAUCCAAUGUGUCAUACCACACGUAUUUGCUCGCAUCAACGUUUUACCAUUGACGAGGGUCUCAUGUUCACGCGUGGGUUGAUAACCGUAACAUAGUAAAAUUAGACGAAAUCUGCACUAGAAAAUGUCAACAUGAUGGCAAAACAAUGUUCACAUUCCGAGUUUGCUUCACUCAUAAAAUUCCAAGAUUUCUAACCAUUUAUCGUAGUCAUAAGCACCCCCUGCCUUCCAUCUCUAUCUACUUGUGUGAGUCUGUACGUGCAGGGAUCCAGCAAUCUGUUUCACUGAGCAAAUCCAUUGUUUUCCGGUUUCAGCUGAGACAAAAGAUGGUAGAACAGUAUCUUCUCGAUGGUUUUUUAAUUUCAAUUCCGACCCUGUUGAAGAGCCUGGGGGAAAAAAAAAAGAGCAUUUCUCUUGAAACAUGCCACUGGAUAGAGAAAAAAAUGUUAGCAGAAGUAAAGCCGGUGUAAUUCAACCUAGUACGAAAGAACUGUUGAUUUGCAAGAUUAUAAGUUUCGCACUUUGUUGAAAAGUCCAGCAGCAUGAAACUAUAGUGCGCAGGCUAACAGCACAUGAAGAGACGAUGAGAAAGAGUGAGACUUGGGGUAGACAGCGAGCGAUUACUAUUGCUUUUGGAGCACCGUCACAUAACUAGGUUUCUGGCCCUUGCUACAACACACAUGGUGCCAUUGAGGUAUGAUCGAGGUUUGAGACAUACACUUUUUGGUGGAAUCCACUCAAAUGCAUAUUUAAAAAAAAGUCCCGGAACACUACGAGACGGUGCAAAACAACACAUAGUAAUAGUUUUCUGAUGUUGCUAGGGCUCACAAGAUAGCUAGAAAAGUCCCAUCAGUCUCAUUCCCAUCUCAGACCACUCCAAAGAUCUUGUUGUCAGACCAGAAGGCAAAAAAAAAAAAAAAAAUACUAUAAUUGUUACUGGUUUGAGAAGAGAUAGAGUGAUGAAAGUUUUGAUCCAUUCACUUCCACACUACAACCUAGAACCAUGUCCUAGAGAUAAAGCCUUAUCUUCAUUAUCCAUCUCUCUCAUCAGUUGCAUGCCCAUCACCCAUCCUCCAAUCACCCAUCACUUCCACUUUCAAUAUUGUCCACCAUUUUCUUGUAUCCAUUCAUCUCCCAUCUCCACCUUGAUUAAUGAUUAAGAGUUUUUGGGUUGCAGAUUUUUUGAAUUCCAAAAGUCUACGCACGACUUUGAAACACAAUUCCAGAUACAAUUGUAUCUGACUGUGGACUCAUGUGCAUCGAACGAUCGAGACACAGUUGUGUCCUGAUCAAGUUUUGUUUAAAAUGGUGUACAUAGAAUUUCUCUUUAGAAUUUUAGUGCCACAAAUAGAACAACUAGAUUAAGGAAACACACCCAAGGGUUGCUCCAGUGGUAAGGACGAAUGACUGACUUUGAAAGUACUCCCCUUGAUCAGGGGUUCGUUUCCCCACCAGGUGAGUAUCCUGAUAGUAAUUAGUGGGGGGUCGUGACUGGUGUGGCUACGCUAAUUUG
This is a messenger RNA of Rhododendron vialii, 1679 nucleotides long. RefSeq lists its product as uncharacterized. The transcript has 2 exons. The coding region runs from base 313 to 636 and encodes 107 amino acids. The record is from RefSeq and is a predicted model, not a curated record. Lineage: Eukaryota; Viridiplantae; Streptophyta; Magnoliopsida; Ericales; Ericaceae.